AUGAAAAACGGAUGCAGUACGAAGUCGACGCGUUUCCACGAAGCUGAUGAUGAUGAAGAUUUGGACAACAAUGACGACGAUGAAGUGGAGGAAGAAGACGAAGAGGAUGAUGGGUUUGAUGAGAAGGAGAUCAAGAAGUUUCUCGCUGCGAAGAAGAAGCAGACAAGUGCAUCUCGAGCUAGCUUGACGACAGCUAUAAACAAGCAGAAUGUCUCAACCCGCGCUGCGUUAUUGGCCGCUAAGAAGGAAGCGGAGGCCGAGAUUCGCAAUGUAAUGGAGCGCAUUGAUGUCCUCCUUCAGUCUGAUCCUACUCCUACCUUGAACCCAAUGCUCGAUCUCAUCGGUAGUCGUAAUAACGCUGCUGAAGCCGUCCAGGCCCUUUAUGCCAAUGUGAUUGACAAACUAUCUGCUGACAAGGACAUGGCGUUGGAAGCUACGGACAAUCUGGUACAAGAACAGGCCAAGCAGCGAAGGAAGCGGUUCAAGGAAAUCAUUGACAAAGCACAUGGGGCGCUAGAUGAAGGUCAGAUGAACCAAAAGGUUCUCGAGAUGGCACAGCAUCGGUUCUUGGUCUGUUGUUUUCUGGGUUCAGAAAUGGCUGUAUGUCGGCUUUCAGUCUAG
Dacryopinax primogenitus is the source of this 621-nucleotide messenger RNA. RefSeq lists its product as uncharacterized. Bases 1 to 621 code for a protein of 206 amino acids. The record is from RefSeq and is a predicted model, not a curated record. Lineage: Eukaryota; Fungi; Basidiomycota; Dacrymycetes; Dacrymycetales; Dacrymycetaceae. The transcript has 7 exons.